This is a messenger RNA of Spea bombifrons (plains spadefoot toad), 2873 nucleotides long. It is a transcript of the gene CHRDL2, whose product is annotated as chordin like 2. NCBI's taxonomy places the organism in Eukaryota, Metazoa, Chordata, Amphibia, Anura, Pelobatidae. The record is from RefSeq and is a predicted model, not a curated record. Gene Ontology annotation, molecular function: protein binding. The transcript is spliced from 11 exons. The coding region runs from base 126 to 1433 and encodes 435 amino acids.
UGUGAGUCUGUACUACAGCCCUUGACGUAGUUGUGUCAUGCUGAUUCGGACUCCGCUGCUGCUUUUAUAGCUCGGGGAUCCAGCGACCGAAGCCAAGACGCUCAGCGAUCCCUGGGGCUGGAAACAUGUUUCCCGAAUCGAGAGAAGUGCAGCUCCUACUGGGAUUUUCUGUGCUUUUUAUCGCCUCUCACACAGAAGCCAGAGCCAGACCUCGUCCUGACAUGUUCUGUAUAUUUCAUGGCAAGAAGUAUGGUCCAGGAGAGAGCUGGCACCCCUACCUAGAACCUCAAGGAAUUGUGUAUUGUAUCCGUUGCACCUGCUCUGAGGGUGGGAAUGUGAGCUGUUACAGGAUAAAGUGUCCGGUUCUGCACUGCGUCCACACUAUCACGGACCCGCACCAGUGCUGUCCGAGAUGUAUUGAGCCCCUCUCUCCGUCUGGGCUCCGUGCGUCCGCGAAGAUUUGUCAGCACAACGGAACGACCUAUCAGCAGGGAGAGAUGUUCACCACGUACGAGCUGUUCCCGUCACGGCAGCCCAACCAGUGCGUUCAGUGCAGCUGCUCGGAUGGACAGAUUUACUGUGGUUUAGUGACGUGCCCGGAGCUGGUCUGUUCUUCUCCUCUUACUGUGCCCGAUUCAUGCUGCCCUGUCUGCCGAGACGGUUCGUAUGAAAGGUCAGUGGAAGAGGAGCCGCUGCAGUUAAACAGAGGUGUUAGGCAUUCUCAGGAGCAGUGUCUGAGCGAGGUUCUCAGCAGAAAGUCAGUGGGGGCCACGGCGUCUACAAUCAUCAGCUCGUCCCUCGGGUUCAACCCGAGGAGCUUCAAACAAAAAGGCGGGGGAGGUGGCACGACUGUGAAAAUCUUAAUGAAAGAAAAGCAUAAAAAAGCCUGCGUUUAUAACGCGAAGACAUAUUCCCACGGAGAGGUCUGGCACCCGGUUUUCCGAAACUUUGGUGCCAUCCCGUGUAUCGUGUGCACCUGUAAGGACGGGAGUCAGGACUGUCAGAGGGUCACCUGUCCAGAGGAAUAUCCAUGCGAAUUUCCAGAGAAGGUGGAAGGCAAAUGCUGCAAAGUAUGUCCAGACGAUAGAGUGAAACCCACAGAAGAGGUCCCCGUGACUCGCUGCGUAAAAAACCCCAACAGGAUCUUGGUGUAUAUGUACAUGUCACCCACGACCGGAGGACUGAAGGAAAACCUGCGGAAAAUCGCUAUAGAGAAGGAGGCGUCAGAGGAUGUGGAAAUCUACGUUUGGAAAAUGAUUAAAGGGAUAUUUCAUUUGAUCCAAAUUAAAAAAGUGGCAAAGCAGGACUUCAAACAAGAAGCUGAAAAUUUCAGGCUGGUCACCAGAACAAGUGAAGGUCAGUGGAACAUCUUCAGACCACAACCUCCCGAUCUCAGUAUGACAGAGAGUCCAAGCAAGGAGGCAGAGAACUGAAAAAACACUAAGACUCAGAAAAAAAAGACUUGUAAAGUGUACGGCAAUGACCUUAAAAGACCAGAAAUCUUUAAAUACAAGACAACAACCCAACAAAAAGACAACUUCUGAGAUGGUUGGAGUCCAGAGGAAGCCUACGGUUUUGUAAAACGCAGAAGAAGGCCACUGUUCUGAAGAUUUGCCACCUGAUGCGCCUACUGUAGAGACGACUGUUAUCCAUACAGCUUAUCUGGGGGGUAAAAAAAACCCAAAAACCCAACAAUAAUACUCUCUAUAAAGGUUCCUUGUACUAACCUAACUCAACGCCAGUCCUCGAGGACUGCAGACCAGACGUCCAUGGUCUUACAAUGCCAACUGCUUGCCUUUAAGCCAAAGUGCUUGUAUUUAACUGGACAUUGCUCACAUGGAAUAGUCGACCAUUGGGGUAUGAUGCGUUCAUGUGCUGCUUUUAUCGGCCUCUCCAACCUACCUUUGACUAUCCGUCUAUUCAAUACGCUCGUUAAACAGUACUCCAUUAUACGUGUGCUGCAAUUAUUCCAUAUAUUCACAUUACUUGUAAACCGAAUGGCAAAUAAGAACUGUUCGGCCCAUCUAGUAUGCCCAAAACACGCUAAUUACGCACCAAUUAGAGAAAACGUAAAAUAUUUGAAGGAUUAAGGGGGCGUAGGUGUAAAUUUGACAGCUUUGACAUAUAUAUACGUGCCCCGUUCUUUCCCACGCAAAUAAUGCAUCCUUAAUACUUUCACACACUAACGGUAGGCACAGAGGAGGUAGAGCGAUGUCAGCUUCUCAAAUAAAAUCCUUAAGUCUGUAAGACCAUUCAGCUUGCCCCUCGGGAGCGGAUUAUUUUAACGACCCCUUAGUAUAUAAGUGAAAACACGGUUUAUUCCAGUUUGGCUAAAUUGGUAAAGUGUUACUUUGUGAAGAUUUCGUAUUUUUGAAGGACAUUUAUGAAAUGCAGAUCCUACAUGAUGAAGUUUUGUCAAGUCGCAGACCUCCUUACACACUUUUGGAGUUUUAAGACGCGUUUCGUUACAUAGUUGAACUUCUUCGCCUCUCGUGAUUCGAACAUAGGCAGGUUUUGGCUGUUUGCAGCUCAAAUCAUUUCCUUUUUAAUGUAGAACGUAUGCAGAGACGUUGGGCCAUGGACAGCUGAUUCCAACAUCAUGAAGUUACUGGAAACUGGAAUUAUUAAACAUCAAAAUAAGAUUUGUUAAGAAAUAUUUAUACGUAACCCUUAGAUUUCCUCUAGGAACUCAUUCAUGCAAUUCUGAAUUUUUCUAGCCUUCUUCAGAACCUGCCAAGAACGUCCUUUCUCUGGUCCUUCACCCAAACCCUGAACCACCUUCUCUUUGCCCCAUGAGAUGAUAUAAUGAGAUCUAUGGAUCAUGCAGCUUCCAAAGUUCCGACUCUUCCCCAUAAUGCCUUUAGUUUAAAAAU